GAGCACGUUUACGCCGCCGCGGCGCUGUGGUGGCGGCGGCCGAGGGGCCGUGCGGUGGGUCCGUACGAUCGUUUUCCCAGUCUCGGUUCGACGACUCCAUUUUCUUCGUCGGGGGUUUAACGUACCGGAGAGGCGGCAGGCUUCGAGCAGUCCUCUUCAAGAAGGCUGUGAGAAGCUUUAGCAAUGUCUGAUUUUGUGGAAAGCGAGGCUGAGGAGUCAGAGGAAGAAUACAAUGAUGAAGGCGAAGUAGUGCCUCGAGUCACCAAGAAGUUUGUGGAGGAGGAAGAUGAUGAUGAAGAGGAGGAGGAGAACCUAGAUGAUCAGGAUGAGCAAGGCAACUUGAAAGGCUUUAUCAAUGAUGAUGAUGAUGAAGAGGAAGGGGAGGAGGAUGAAGGCAGUGACUCUGGUGAUUCUGAGGAUGAUGUUGGCCACAAGAAGAGAAAACGCACAUCUUUUGAUGACCGCCUGGAGGAUGAUGAUUUUGACCUCAUUGAAGAGAAUCUGGGUGUUAAAGUCAAAAGAGGACAAAAGUACCGGCGUGUCAAAAAAAUGUCAGAUGAUGAAGAUGAUGAUGAAGAGGAAUAUGGCAAGGAAGAACACGAAAAAGAGGCUAUCGCAGAGGAAAUCUUCCAGGAUGGGGAAGGGGAAGAAGGACAGGAAGCUGUGGAGGCCCCCAUGGCUCCUCCAGAGGAAGAAGAGGAAGAUGAUGAGGAGUCAGAUAUUGACGACUUCAUUGUGGAUGACGAUGGACAGCCUCUGAAAAAACCCAAGUGGCGAAAAAAGCUUCCUGGAUACACGGAUGCAGCCCUUCAAGAAGCCCAAGAGAUCUUCGGCGUGGACUUUGACUAUGACGAAUUUGAAAAAUACAAUGAGUAUGAUGAAGAAUUGGAGGAAGAGUAUGAGUAUGAGGAUGAUGAGGCCGAGGGUGAAAUCCGAGUACGUCCCAAAAAGACCACGAAGAAACGUGUGAGCCGCAGAAGCAUCUUUGAGAUGUAUGAGCCCAGUGAACUGGAAAGCAGCCACCUCACAGACCAGGACAACGAAAUCCGAGCCACUGACUUGCCUGAGAGGUUCCAGCUCCGCUCCAUCCCAGUCAAGGGUGCUGAAGAUGAUGAACUAGAAGAAGAAGCUGACUGGAUCUAUAGAAAUGCCUUUGCCACACCGACCAUUUCUCUACAGGAAAGCUGUGAUUACCUAGACCGAGGGCAACCAACCAGCAGCUUCAGUCGAAAAGGGCCCAGCACAAUUCAGAAGAUCAAAGAGGCCCUGGGCUUCAUGCGCAAUCAACAUUUCGAGGUGCCUUUUAUUGCCUUCUACCGAAAGGAGUAUGUGGAACCUGAGUUGCACAUCAAUGAUCUGUGGAGGGUGUGGCAAUGGGAUGAAAAGUGGACCCAGCUGAGAAUCCGCAAAGAGAACCUUACGCGGCUAUUUGAGAAGAUGCAGGCUUACCAGUACGAGCAAAUCUCUGCUGACCCUGACAAACCUCUAGCUGAUGGCAUCCGGGCUCUGGACACUACCGACAUGGAGAGGCUCAAAGAUGUACAAUCAAUGGAUGAGUUGAAAGAUGUCUACAACCAUUUCCUACUUUACUAUGGUCGUGACAUCCCCAAGAUGCAGAAUGCUGCCAAGGCUAGCCGCAAGAAGCUGAAACGUGUAAGGGAAGAGGGAGAUGAAGAAGGCGAAGGUGAAGAGGCAGAAGAUGAGGAGCAGAGGGGUCCAGAGCUUAAACAGGCCUCCCGCCGAGACAUGUACACCAUCUGCCAGAGUGCAGGGCUAGAUGGCCUCGCCAAAAAGUUUGGGCUCACUCCUGAGCAAUUUGGAGAGAACCUACGGGACAGCUACCAACGGCAUGAGACAGAGCAGUUCCCUGCAGAGCCCUUGGAGCUGGCCAAGGACUAUGUUUGCAGCCAGUUCCCUACUCCAGAAGCCGUGCUGGAAGGUGCCCGCUACAUGGUUGCAUUACAGAUUGCCCGGGAGCCCCUUGUCCGACAGGUGCUGAGGCAGACCUUCCAGGAGAGAGCCAAGCUAAACAUAACCCCUACAAAGAAAGGUAGAAAGGAUGUGGAUGAAGCCCACUAUGCUUAUUCCUUUAAGUACUUAAAGAACAAGCCUGUUAAAGAACUGAGAGAUGACCAGUUCCUCAAGAUUGGCCUGGCUGAAGAUGAAGGGCUGCUGACCAUUGACAUCAGCAUAGAUAUGAAGGGAGUGGAAGGGUAUGGCAAUGACCAGACAUAUUUUGAAGAGAUCAAACAAUUUUACUACCGAGAUGAGUUCAGCCACCAGGUGCAAGAGUGGAACCGGCAGCGCACCAUGGCCAUUGAGCGAGCUUUACAGCAAUUCUUGUAUGUGCAGAUGGCCAAAGAACUCAAGAAUAAGUUGCUGGCUGAGGCCAAGGAAUAUGUCAUCAAAGCCUGUAGCCGAAAGCUCUACAACUGGUUGAGGGUGGCACCCUACCGACCAGAUCAGCAGGUAGAAGAAGAUGAUGAUUUUAUGGAUGAGAACCAAGGGAAGGGCAUCCGAGUGCUUGGCAUUGCUUUCUCCUCUGCCAGGGAUCACCCUGUGUUUUGUGCUCUGGUCAACGGAGAAGGAGAAGUAACAGAUUUCCUCCGCCUGCCCCAUUUUACCAAACGGCGAACUGCAUGGAGAGAAGAAGAACGGGAAAAGAAGGCUCAAGACAUUGAAACCCUAAAGAAAUUUCUUCUGAAUAAGAAACCUCAUGUGGUGACAGUUGCAGGAGAGAACAGGGAUGCCCAGAUGUUGAUUGAAGAUGUGAAACGCAUUGUACAUGAGCUGGACCAGGGCCAGCAGCUGUCUUCUAUUGGGGUAGAGCUGGUUGACAAUGAGUUAGCCAUUCUCUAUAUGAACAGCAAGAAAUCAGAGGCAGAGUUCCGUGAUUACCCACCAGUACUGAGACAGGCCGUCUCCCUGGCUCGGCGCAUCCAAGACCCUCUGAUAGAAUUUGCUCAAGUGUGCAGCUCUGAUGAAGACAUCCUGUGUCUCAAGUUUCACCCCUUACAGGAGCACGUUGUGAAAGAGGAGCUUCUCAACGCCUUGUACUGUGAAUUUAUCAACCGGGUCAAUGAGGUUGGGGUUGAUGUCAACCGUGCCAUUGCCCAUCCUUACAGCCAGGCCUUGAUCCAGUAUGUCUGCGGCCUGGGACCUCGAAAAGGGACCCACCUACUAAAGAUCCUGAAGCAGAACAACACUCGACUCGAGAGCCGUACCCAGCUGGUCACCAUGUGCCACAUGGGCCCCAAAGUCUUCAUGAAUUGCGCUGGCUUCCUCAAGAUUGAUACAGCCUCCCUGGGGGACAGCACUGACUCAUACAUUGAAGUCCUUGAUGGUUCCCGCGUCCACCCUGAAACCUAUGAGUGGGCCAGGAAGAUGGCAGUGGAUGCCCUGGAAUAUGAUGAGUCUGCUGAGGAUGCCAAUCCUGCAGGAGCACUUGAAGAAAUCUUGGAAAACCCAGAGCGACUCAAAGACCUAGACCUUGAUGCCUUUGCAGAAGAACUGGAGAGGCAGGGCUAUGGUGACAAACACAUCACACUGUAUGACAUCCGAGCAGAGCUGAGUUGCCGGUAUAAGGACCUCCGGACAGCCUACCGUUCCCCUAACACAGAGGAGAUCUUCAAUAUGUUAACCAAAGAAACACCAGAGACCUUCUACAUUGGAAAGCUCAUCAUCUGUAAUGUUACUGGCAUUGCUCACAGGCGCCCACAGGGUGAGAGCUAUGACCAGGCCAUCCGCAAUGAUGAGACAGGACUAUGGCAGUGCCCCUUCUGUCAGCAGGACAACUUCCCUGAACUAAGCGAGGUCUGGAACCACUUUGACAGCGGUUCAUGCCCUGGCCAGGCAAUCGGUGUCAAAACACGGCUAGACAAUGGUGUCACCGGCUUCAUCCCCACCAAAUUCCUCAGUGACAAAGUGGUAAAGAGGCCGGAAGAACGAGUGAAGGUGGGAAUGACUGUUCACUGCCGCAUCAUGAAGAUUGACAUUGAGAAGUUCAGUGCAGACCUGACCUGCCGUACCUCCGACCUCAUGGACAGGAACAAUGAGUGGAAACUGCCCAAGGAUACCUACUAUGAUUUUGAUGCUGAAGCAGCAGACCACAAGCAGGAAGAGGAUAUGAAGCGAAAGCAGCAGAGGACCACAUACAUCAAGCGAGUGAUUGCACACCCAUCCUUCCAUAACAUCAAUUUCAAGCAAGCAGAAAAGAUGAUGGAAACCAUGGACCAGGGGGAUGUUAUCAUCCGACCAAGCAGCAAGGGUGAAAACCACCUGACAGUGACCUGGAAAGUCAGUGAUGGCAUCUACCAGCAUGUGGACGUGCGGGAAGAGGGCAAAGAAAAUGCCUUCAGCCUGGGAGCCACUCUGUGGAUUAACACUGAGGAGUUUGAAGACUUGGAUGAAAUUGUUGCCCGGUAUGUCCAGCCCAUGGCAUCCUUUGCCCGAGACCUUCUGAACCACAAAUAUUACCAGGACUGCAGUGGAGGAGACCGCAAGAAAUUAGAGGAGCUGCUCAUCAAAACUAAGAAGGAGAAGCCCACCUUCAUCCCUUAUUUCAUCUGUGCCUGCAAGGAACUGCCCGGCAAGUUCCUCUUGGGAUACCAGCCCCGGGGUAAACCCAGGAUAGAAUAUGUAACAGUGACUCCUGAAGGAUUCCGGUACCGGGGCCAGGUCUUCCCAACUGUGAAUGGACUCUUCAGAUGGUUUAAGGAUCACUACCAAGACCCUGUACCUGGCAUCACACCCAGUAGCAGCAGCAGGACUCGGACUCCUGCCUCUAUCAAUGCUACCCCAGCCAACAUAAACCUUGCAGAUCUGACACGGGCUGUGAACGCCUUACCUCAGAACAUGACUUCGCAGAUGUUCAGUGCCAUUGCUGCUGUGACAGGCCAAGGACAGAACCCCAAUGCCACCCCAGCCCAGUGGGCCUCCAGCCAGUAUGGCUAUGGUGGCAGUGGAGGAGGCAGCAGUGCCUACCAUGUAUUCCCAACGCCAGCACAGCAGCCAGUGGCCACACCACUAAUGACCCCCAGCUACUCCUACACAACCCCAAGCCAGCCCAUCACCACCCCUCAGUACCACCAGCUCCAGGCCAGCACUACCCCGCAGUCUGCCCAAGCCCAGCCUCAGCCCUCUUCCAGCUCCCGACAACGGCAGCAGCAGCCAAAGUCCAACAGCCAUGCAGCCAUCGACUGGGGGAAGAUGGCAGAGCAGUGGCUGCAGGAGAAGGAAGCAGAACGAAGGAAACAGAAGCAGCGGUUGACACCUCGACCCUCUCCCAGUCCCAUGAUCGAAAGCACCCCCAUGUCCAUUGCUGGCGAUGCGACCCCGCUCCUGGACGAGAUGGAUCGGUAGGGGGCCUGCUCUUCGGACUUUGGUUACCUCUGAGACUCUACAGGAGGCCUGAAGCACUGCCUCACUUCCUGCCCCACCUUUCUGUCCAUAAAGUGGCGUGAAAUGACAUUCUCUUUAGUGUUCAGCCCAAAUGGAUAAUAGGCUGGAUGGCCUUGUGAGCUUGAGCUCAGGGUAUGCCAAGCAGCAGUUCUCCCACUCCAGACCUGCACUGACCAUCUGGAGAGAAUGUGGCAGGGAAGAGGAGGGGAGCAGUUUGCAUUCUCCCUAUAAGCCAUUUUGAGCUUCUGCCCUCACUGACUUGGACUGCAUUGGGGCAUGACGCUCAGCUUGUGCUUCUCCCCAGCUGUGUGGAGAAGGGAUGCUAUUUAUUCAGGUUGGGGCAGGAGGGAGAAGAGGGAAAGUAGUUCUCUGGUCCUGAUACCAACAUCUUGGUUGCUGUCAAAGUAGGAUUGUGGGAAACAUAAGGGAGCAGUGUUGACCUGCCAGCCCCUGCCUGGCUAUCCUCACCCUCCUGCUGCCACUGCUUCCUGCCUGUCAUUUGAAUAAACAGUGUUUCUACAGA
Messenger RNA from Jaculus jaculus (lesser Egyptian jerboa), 5923 nucleotides. RefSeq names its product SPT6 homolog, histone chaperone and transcription elongation factor (gene Supt6h). Gene Ontology annotation, molecular function: nucleosome binding; histone binding; DNA binding. Gene Ontology annotation, biological process: transcription elongation-coupled chromatin remodeling; transcription elongation by RNA polymerase II; mRNA transcription by RNA polymerase II. The transcript is spliced from 37 exons. Gene Ontology annotation, cellular component: transcription elongation factor complex. Bases 184 to 5361 code for a protein of 1725 amino acids. Lineage: Eukaryota; Metazoa; Chordata; Mammalia; Rodentia; Dipodidae. The record is from RefSeq and is a predicted model, not a curated record.